AUGGACAUUGAAGAAGUUGAAAAUGAAGGCAAAAAGAACAAAACAAGGACUCUUGAGAGGGCCCACGACUACGUGAAGCAAAUCUCAAAUGAAAGGGUGAUUAACGGAAUCAUACGAUCUGUGACCAAGCCAUCGUAUGCACUAAAACAAGGCAUUGGGAGCUUACGAGCAGAUUAUGGGAGCUUACGAUCCGUAAAUCGGAGGAGAUUACAGUAUUUACUUCGCAGGCUUGUGCGGCAACACAAUUGGAAAGAAGCGAGUGGUGUGCUGAGCGUGCUUUUGAAAGGCACCGUUAGUGAAAAGUCUGUUUCCAAGAACCGGACUAAGUAUUGGGCUGCAAUGGAGCUUCGCAGGCAUAUAACAGGUGACAAUGUUAACUCUAGAAAGAUCCACCACUUACACGAAAUGUGGAUGAAAAAGAUUGGAUCAACGACAGGAUCGCUACAGAAGGUAUAA
This is a messenger RNA of Ilex paraguariensis (yerba mate), 456 nucleotides long. Lineage: Eukaryota; Viridiplantae; Streptophyta; Magnoliopsida; Aquifoliales; Aquifoliaceae. The record is from the annotation of a GenBank genome assembly.